CGCCGCGAGGCGCAUGACGGCAACGACGCGGCCCGUUCGCUCGGAAAUCUCUCCGGUGCCUCCGCCGCCGGGAGCUGCCGGCGAGGAACUCGUUUCCCUCGGGCGCCCUCCGCCUCCCCCUAAGGGCCCGUGGCAAGGAUUCCGCGUCGGACAGGGACGCGCACGCUCGAGGGGCCGCAGCUGGCGUGGUGUCCCUCCGCCGUCGCCGCGAACUCCUUUUUGUGUCCUUCCACCGGGCCCGGGCGGUGUCCGGGUGGCUCACCGGGGGCGGCGGCGCGGCUGCGGCGCGGCUCCGGGGCUAUGAGGUGAGGACGCCCCGUCGCUGGAGGCGGCACCGCGCGGCGCGAGAACGCGGAACCCCGAAGCCGGCGGAUGCUUUUCGGAGCCGGCGGCCGCGCGUGAGGCUGAGGAGAGAACACUGAAAUUAUUCUCUAAGCUAUUUGAAGAGAGUGACUAAAUGCACCUGGGCCAGGCUGUCUGUGGGUAUGAAGUGGUUGGGAGAAUCCAAGAACAUGGUGAUGAAUGGCAGGAGAAAUGGAGGCAAGUUGUCUAAUGACCAUCAGCAGCAUCAGUCAAAAUUACAGCACACGGGCAAGGACACCUUGAAGACUGGCAAAAACGCAGUUGAGCGGAGAUCAAGCAGAUGUAAUGGUAAUUCUGGAUUUGAAGGACAGAGUCGUUAUGUACCAUCUUCUGGAAUGUCCGCCAAGGAACUCUGUGAAAAUGAUGACCUAGCAACCAGUUUGGUUCUUGAUCCCUAUUUAGGUUUUCAAACACACAAAAUGAAUACUAGCGCCUUUCCUUCGAGGAGCUCAAGGCAUUUUUCAAAAUCUGACAGUUUUCCUCACAACAACCCUGUGAGAUUUCGGCCAAUUAAAGGAAGGCAAGAAGAACUAAAGGAAGUAAUUGAACGUUUUAAGAAAGAUGAGCACUUGGAGAAAGCCUUUAAAUGUUUGACUUCAGGUGAAUGGGCACGGCAUUAUUUUCUCAACAAGAAUAAAAUGCAGGAGAAAUUAUUCAAGGAACAUGUAUUUAUUUACUUGCGAAUGUUUGCGACUGACAGUGGAUUUGAAAUACUGCCUUGUAAUAGAUACUCAUCAGAACAGAAUGGAGCCAAGAUAGUUGCAACAAAAGAGUGGAAACGAAAUGACAAAAUAGAAUUACUGGUGGGUUGUAUUGCCGAACUUUCAGAAAUUGAGGAGAACAUGCUACUUAGACAUGGAGAAAACGACUUCAGUGUCAUGUAUUCCACGAGGAAAAACUGUGCUCAGCUCUGGCUCGGUCCCGCUGCGUUCAUAAACCAUGAUUGCAGACCUAACUGUAAGUUUGUGUCAACUGGUCGAGAUACAGCAUGUGUGAAGGCUCUAAGAGAUAUCGAACCUGGGGAAGAAAUUUCUUGUUAUUAUGGAGAUGGGUUUUUUGGAGAAAACAAUGAGUUCUGCGAGUGUUACACUUGUGAAAGACGAGGAACUGGUGCUUUCAAAUCCAGAGUGGGACUGCCUGCGCCUGCUCCUGUUAUCAAUAGCAAAUAUGGACUCAGAGAAACAGAUAAACGUUUAAAUAGGCUUAAAAAGUUAGGUGACAGCAGCAAAAACUCAGACAGUCAGUCUGUCAGCUCUAACACUGAUGCAGACACCACUCAGGAAAAAAACAAUGCAACUUCUAACCGAAAAUCUUCAGUUGGUGUAAAAAAGAACAGCAAGAGCAGAACGUUAACCAGGCAGUCCAUGUCCAGAAUUCCCGCUUCCUCCAACUCUACCUCAUCUAAGCUAACUCACACGAACAAUUCCAGGGUACCAAAGAAACUGAAAAAGCCUGCAAAGCCUUUACUCUCAAAGAUAAAGCUAAGGAAUCACUGCAAGCGACUAGAGCAGAAGAAUAGUUCAAGAAAGCUCGAGAUGGGAAACUUAGUACUUAAAGAGCCUAAAGUGGUCCUAUAUAAGAAUUUGCCCAUUAGAAAAGACCAGGAGUCAGAGGGAUCAGUCCAAGCUGCAGUUGCCAGCGGGUGCUUGACUAGACAUGCGGCCAGAGAACACAGGCGGAAUCCUGGGAGAGGUGCUCACUCGCAGGGGGACAGCUCGCCCUGCACCUACACAACCAGGCGCUCGGCGAGGACCAGGGCAAACCCGCCAGAAGCCUCGGACAUCAAGCUAGAACCAAAUACGCUGGAUGGCUGUAAUGGCACGGCAGAACCUUGCCCAGACAGUGAUGAGCAGCCAGCCCCCGACGUGCAGGAAGAACUGGCUAGCGAGACUGCACAGAAGGGGGAAGCACCGGGUCACAAGAGUGACCCGAGCAUGUCUAGAAAGAAAUCGCGACAAGGAAAACUUGUAAAGCAGUUGACAAACAUAGCAGAGUCCACCCCGGUGCAUGACUGCCCUGGACAGGAGAGCACCGUGCCAGAUUUGAUGGCACCCCACUCUGACCAGGGUGAGCCCAGCGGUGUGGCAGGGGUGCCCAUGAGCUACACAGACUGCACUCCCUCGCCUGUCGGGUGCUCAAUCGUCACGUCAGACAGCUUCAGGGCGAAGGAUGGCUUUAGAACUGCUAAAAGCAAAAAGAAGCGGCGAAUUACAAGGUAUGACGCCCAGUUAAUCCUGGAAAAUAACUCUGGGAUUCCCAAAUUGACUCUCCGUAGGCGCCAUGAUAGCAGCAGCAAGACAAACGACCAAGAGAAUGACGGGAUGAAUUCUUCCAAAAUAAGCAUCAAGUUAAGUAAAGACCAUGAAAAUGAUAAUAAUCUCUAUGUAGCAAAGCUUAAUAAUGGAUUUAACUCAGGAUCAGGCAGUAGUUCUACAAAAUUAAAAAUCCAGCUAAAACGGGAUGAGGAAAGUAGAGGGCCCUAUGCAGAGGGGCUUCAUGAAAAUGGGGUGUGCUGUAGUGAUCCUCUCUCUCUCCUGGAGUCCCAGAUGGAGGUGGAUGACUACAGUCAGUAUGAGGAGGAAAGUACAGAUGACUCCUCCUCUUCAGAGGGAGACGAAGAGGAGGAUGACUAUGACGAUGACUUUGAAGAUGAUUUUAUUCCUCUUCCUCCGGCUAAGCGACUGAGGCUAAUAGUCGGGAAAGACUCUAUAGAUAUUGACAUUUCUUCAAGGAGAAGAGAAGAUCAGUCUUUAAGGCUUAACGCAUAAGCUCUUGGUCUUAAUUUGACCUGGGAUAACUACUUUAAAGAAAUAAAAAUUCCAGUCAAUUAUUCCUCAACUGAACCAUUUGAGUGGCAGCACUUCUAUCGUCUCUUCAUGUAUCAGCAUAAUAUUGUAGAAAGUGUACAGCGUACUGACUCUUCCUAAGUCUGAUUUGUGCAAAUUUUUAUCGUACUUUUUAAAUAGCCUUCUUAUGUGCAAUUCUCAGUUAGAGGUGAAGCCCUAUUGUAAAAUAAAGGCUCCAGCAAAAUUGUACAGUGAUAGCAACUUUCCACACAGGACGUUGAGACAAUAAUGUGGCUACACAACUUCUUCUCUUUUUUUUUUUUAACUUUUAAGAGCAUCAGCUGGCUCUUUAAUAUAUGACUAAACAAUAAUUUAAAACAAAUCAUAGUAGCAGCAUAUUAAGGUUUUCAAGUAUAUGCUAAUAUCACCAGCAAUGAUCUUUGGCUUUUUGAUUUAUAUUUGCUAGAUGUUUCCCCCUUGGAGUUUGUCAGUUUCACACUGUUUGCUGACCCAGGUGUACUGUGUGUGGCCUCUGUUAACAUAGCCAACCAUCAGUCCGGAGUCAAAUUGGUUUCUUUACAAAACAAAAAAAUACCAUCACACGCGAGACAGCUCACUGUUCAGUACACUGUAUGUACCAGGUUAGCAGCGUGCAGGAUGCGUUUCAAAACAGCGUAUUUAUUGCUUGUCAUGUAAAUUAAAGACCUUGUAUUUAACACUUUUCAAUCCUUUUAGAUAAAAUUGUUCUUUGCAAGAAUGAUUGGUGCUUAUUUUUUCAAAACUCUGCUGUGAACAUGCGAUGGCAACAAGCAACGUUAUCUAAUGAACUACAGCUAUCCUAAUUUGGUUCUUCAAGUUUUCUGUUGCACUUGUAAAAUGCUACAAGGAAUAUUAAAAAAAUCUAUUCACUUUAACUUAUAAUAGUUUAUGAAAUAAAAACAUGAGUCACAGCUUUUGUUCUGUGGUAACCUAUAAAAAUGUUUGUCUUUGGAAUUCAAUGUAAAGAGCUGAAAACAAUGUAUAUGUUGUAAAUAUUUGUGUGUUGUGAGAAAUUUUUGUCAUAAGAAAUUAAAAGAACUUACCAGGAAGGUUUUUAAGUUUAGAAAUAUUCAUGCCAAUAAAAUAGGAAAUUAUAAAUAUAUAGUUUUAAGCACUGCCUCAGUGGGAGUUCUCAGCUUAUAUUAGUUUAUUAUUAAAAUAUCAAAGUUUUUUGAUUAUAUUAUCAGUUAAUCAAAAAGGAGUCAGAUUUGUUUUUUCAAGCACUUUGAGAAGAGAAAUUAAUUUUAAGUAACUUAAUGAGCAAAUUUUUGAUUAUUUUAUGUUCAAUACCAGGCUCUUUCAUUUUUCUGGAUUAUUUUAGAAAUCAAAGAAUUUGGGAAUAUAAGUCUAUAGCAGGUGUUUAACACCAGCAAAUCUCUGUUUCCUGGGAAAUGUGUACAUGUGCUUUCAGAUGAGUCAAGUCAACUUAGGGGGUUCUUGUAGUGUCUAGAAAAGUAGCCCAUGUCUUAAACUACUCAGAGGGAUCUGCAGGUAACAAGAAAGUCCAGUGAAGGAAACCUCAAUGCUUCACUGUUAUUUCUACUUGAUACCCACCACUUUUCACGUUUGGGGGACAUUGUUUAAAUUAAGCUCCUCAAAACUAGUGCCAGUAGGUUGCAGAUAGAAAGUGGGGGAGCCUGAGAGGCCUUUGCUCCUGGAGCCCCGGGUCGUCCUGUGCAGUCCCAACUUGGCUUCUCACGGUCAGGCUGAUCCUCAGGGAUUGAUUUGGAAGCAGGCGAGGACCUCCCCCCAACACAUGCCCCUUCUCGCUGCAGCUCUUGAGGCAGGGCAACCCUACAUGGCCUUGGGCUCCUGUCCCCAGACACUGUCCAGUCCUCAUGGGGUCCCUGCACAGAAGCAUGAGGCCUGGACCACGCACGGGAGGAUGAAGAGGGGCCCUUUGGAGCAGGCAGGCAGUGGGUCACCUCUCAUUCCCACCUUUGCUUGGGGUAUUUUGAAGAGGUUCAGAGACUAAACCUCAAAGGUUUUUUUUUGAAUACCAACAAUAGCCAUUUCAGGAAUUUCAGUCUUAAGGAAAAAGUAACAAAACACAUUUCCCAUUUUUCUCCACGUUGAAGCUUAAUUUUAGUAACUUAUUUAUGAUGUUUUAAUUUUAUUAUGGCCUCAUCUUUUGAGGCUGACCUCCCCGUGGGUCUCAGAGCAGUGACAUUUGGUGACAGUCGCUGCUUCUCAGGAGUCGGUAUGCACAAGCACUCAGCGGCCGCUGGGAUGCCUUCUAGGGCGCCCUAAUUUCCGUUUUUAAAGGUAGGGGCCUCGGGACUGUUCUCAGCCUGCUGUAGAACGUCACUGUGUGGGAGACAAAAGCCACACACUCUUGACCAGUUUGGAAGAGGUUACAUUCAAUAAAACUUUUAGCUUGAGCUUAUGCAAUGAUUGGUAAAGUUUUUGGCAUUGUAAGAAUUAGGAAAUGAUCAUAGAAAUAUAUGUAAAGUAUUCAAUUUUCAAUCAUUUUUCAAAUUACUGUUUUAAAUUGUUUUGCUGAGUUGUAAUACUUUUGAGAUACAAUGUAUUCCUUGUACUGAAAGAAUGAAAAAGGACUUUUUCAGCAUUUGAGGUAAGUUCUUUAACGUUUCAUUGAAAACAUUUUUUACAAAUAUUUUGUACAUGCACUUGCAGUAUUGAGGUUAAUCAUUUUAAUAAAUUCGGAAAUUAAAACAA
Molecule: messenger RNA, 5867 nt
Organism: Marmota monax (woodchuck)
Lineage: Eukaryota; Metazoa; Chordata; Mammalia; Rodentia; Sciuridae
Gene: Kmt5b
Product: lysine methyltransferase 5B
Exons: 11
Coding region: 486-3131 (881 amino acids)
Cellular component (GO): nucleus
Molecular function (GO): histone H4K20 methyltransferase activity; protein binding
Source: RefSeq, a predicted model, not a curated record